UGGUUUAUUUAUUAAUUUUGUGGUAUUUUUUCGUCAUAAUAAAUUUGGUUUCUUCAAUAAUUUUAGACAUUGCCCUUAAUAUUUAUAAUGUAAGCUAAAUUUUUUUGAAACUCAGUAAGAUUUUUAUUACAUUUUAAAACCUAAUUUUAAUUCAAAAGGGAUACAAAAUUUUAAAUUUAUUUAGCAAAUUCCUUUGUAUUUAAAACUACGUAGGACCAUGAAAGACAUAAUAGUUUUCUGGGCCAAAGUCAAGAAUGCUUGAAGAGUGGGCUCAUUGUAUAAAAAUUAGUCGUAGAAAUAUUUACAGUUAAUGUAGAGUCAAAAUUCAAAAGAAGAUGGCUCAUUUUAGACGCGAUAUUACGUAUAGUGCAUUAAACAAUGAAUUAGUACCACCAUUAGCUAUUUCUGCUGAAAAUGUAGCUGGUUCACCGACUGUGAUAUCGCUAGAUCACGAACAAGACGACUCUACCAAUGUUAUCAUUCACAAAGUACCACAAACAAAGGGAGGAUGGACACAUAUUCAAGAUCUAGAUUCUUUUUUUACAAGAAUGUAUAGAUACUAUGUUAGAGGGGGAUUUUAUCCAAUGAUUAUGUCUGAUAUAUUUUAUUUGUUACAAUUUGUAUUCAUUGUCUGGUUUUCUACAUUCUUAGUGCAUUGUGUUAAUUAUCAGAAACUAUUUAGAAAUGACCCAAAUAUAACCAGAAGUGAUAAACUUAGCUUAAGUGAUGUCAUACUACCAACAACAGAAUGCCGUGCUAGUAUCUCAUGGCAAUGGUGGUGUCUCAUAGUAUUGUGUUUAAUUAUUUGGCUUAUGAGGCUAAUAAUAUCAAUAUAUCAUUUAUAUUAUGCCUAUGAUACAAAACUAUUUUAUAAUAAUGCAUUAAGAAUAAAAGAGAGUGACUUGGCAUGGAUUAAUUGGACAACAAUACAAGAUAGAGUGAGGGAGGCUCAACCAGAACACCAUAUGUGUGUUCAGAAACAGGAAAUCAACGAACUAGACAUUUAUCACAGAAUACUCAGGUUUAAUAACUACAUGGUGGCAAUGGUUAAUAAGAAUUUAUUACCGCUACAAAUACACGUGCCUUGUAUUGGAGACUUUCACUAUUUAUCAAAAGGUCUAAAGUGGAAUUUGGAGUUUCUUCUUUUUUCUAGUCCAUGGAGCCCUUGGGAAAACUGCUGGCAGCUUCGCUCAAAUUACAAAGAUCCGACAAAGAGAAUGAUUUUAGCUCGACAACUCGAACGACAAAUAUUACUUUUGGCUCUUGCUAAUUUUGUACUUGCACCGCUGAUAUUAGCAUGGCAAAUAUUGUACUUUUUCUUCAAUUAUGCUGAGUUAAUAAAGAGAUCGCCAGGGUCACUCGGCCUACGGACUUGGUCGCUUUACGCUCGAAUAACCCUGAGGCAUUUUAAUGAGCUCGAACACGAAUUGAGGGAUCGACUGAAUCGCGCUCACAAACCGGCACUGAAAUAUUUAGCGAGUUUCAGUUCGCCUAUCACAACUGUUAUUGCGAGGAAUAUUGUGUUCGUAUCGGCGAGUAUUCUCGGAGUAUUGGUUGCCCUUUCAGUGUACGACGAAGAUGUAUUGACCGUAGAACAUGUCCUAACAAUUAUCACUAUACUCGGGUGUGUUCUCGCUGGAGCUAGAGCUUUAAUAGGGCUCGAGGAACAUCUUGAUGGUGGAUGCACGGGGCCAACCCGCGGUGAAGAGUUAUUUGUACAAGUGUUGGGAUAUGUGCACUAUUUGCCAGCCGCUUGGAGAGGUCGCGCCCAUACAAAAGACGUGGCUGCUCACUUCCAACAACUGUUUCAGUUCCGAGCGGUCUACAUUCUGUUCGAGUUGCUUAGCCCUCUACUUUGUCCACUUGUUCUAUUAUCACUGCGCGCACGUGCACUCGAUAUAGUGGACUUUUAUAGGAACUUCACUGUCAGCGUCCUUGGAAUCGGAGAUGUUUGCUCGUUUGCUCAGUUGGAUAUCAGACGCCAUGGCCAUCCUGAUUGGCAGACUCCGUUGAAGUAUGAUAAACUAAAAGGUGGCAAUACACAAUAUAAUCAGGGUGAAGGUGGUAAAACGGAAUUGUCUCUGGUCGCAUUCUCUUGCCGACACCCGGGAUGGCAUCCAAGUGAACCUGCCCAAAGACAAUUUUUACGAUCUCUUCGACAGAGUAUGCAUCAUGCUAUACCUACAAACAAUGGCCUGAACAAAACCAUGCUGGGUUCAUAUAUUCAACAAAGUAUAUUCGGCGUGAAUACUCCAUUACCUGCAGUGCUCUCCUAUUAUCAGCAGCAGAAAACUCAAUAUCGACUACCGGACAUGGAUGAAACGAGUGAUGAAGAAGAGGGGGGUCCAAGUGGACAAUCAGUAAAGGAUCAAGGCCUGGCUGGAGCUAGCAGUGCACUAGGCGCCAGCGCGUUAGGUCUUGACCCCACUACCGAAAUGCCAGCAGAUGAAUUGCGAGAUAUAUCAGUCAGUACUCUACACCUCUAUGAUCUUCAUCUCUCACAGGGUGGUGGCAACGUAUCGUGCUGUACGAACAAAUGCAGCGAACGACCAUCUCGUUGGUCAAGCGGUGAGCAAACGCCGCUACUACGUCCUUAACGAUGGUCUAAUUCGCCCCGCGAUAAAGGACCUGUUUGGGUCUAGCCCUGUAUACACGCACUGUCUUGUCGGUACAAAAAAUAUGAUAAAACAUAAUUGAAUAGACGCUACGUUCCAUUUCUAAAAGCAAUACCUAAAUUUAAGUGUGAGCACGAAAUCAUUUGACGUGUGAUAGAAUAUUUUUUAUAUUAAUGAAAUAUUUUCAUAAUUAUAAUACUUAAAAAUAUCACGAACGAGUCUCUAAUCUGUGAACGUGUAUCUAAACGUUUCUAUUUUAUUCGUAUUGACUGACGUAUUAUUCAUACGUUCACAUAUCACUAAAACAUUUGGUCCUUCAAGCCGGAAUUUGUUUUAAAAGAAAACAACUUUCUCUCAGGUUCCAUAUCGAAAAUACUAUCUAGGUUUCUUCUGUCACCUUUAGUGGUUUGAUAGGCACACAAGGGAAAUAUAAUACAAUUUAAUUUUAUUCAGUCGGUGUUCGUGCUAUUGAUUAAAUUGAAUAGCUAUAUCAUGGCUUACAUUUAUUAUUUUGAUUGUAGAAUUUGAUAACGGUUAUGGUAGACAGUCGUAAAUCCAGGGUGCGCAUUGACAUAUUUUUGCAGGGAAUAAAAAAAAAUAUGCCAAUGCUUCGCGAGGGGAUUAUUAAUGAUAUUUUAUUUCUUGACAUUGUUUUAAGUCAUAACUACUUUAGAUUAAGUUUUAUACGACAAAAUUAAAAAUAUUUCGAACGGUACCCUACUUUGCGUCAUGUUUAUAAACGCACAUAUUUAUGCUAAAAACGCGUAGUGAGUGAUUUUGUAAAUACAAUAUUUUAUCAGA
Molecule: messenger RNA, 3416 nt
Organism: Pieris rapae (cabbage white)
Lineage: Eukaryota; Metazoa; Arthropoda; Insecta; Lepidoptera; Pieridae
Gene: Atg9
Product: autophagy-related protein 9A
Exons: 15
Coding region: 336-2597 (753 amino acids)
Biological process (GO): protein localization to phagophore assembly site; autophagy of mitochondrion
Cellular component (GO): autophagosome; phagophore assembly site
Source: RefSeq, a predicted model, not a curated record